Molecule: messenger RNA, 3655 nt
Organism: Caenorhabditis angaria
Lineage: Eukaryota; Metazoa; Nematoda; Chromadorea; Rhabditida; Rhabditidae
Source: the annotation of a GenBank genome assembly
AUGCAAACAGUUGAAAAUUAUCCAAGAGUGAAGCGAAUUAUUGAAGUUUUAAUGUUUUUCUCGAUUUUUAUAUCGAUUUUAUUGGUUUGGAUUCGUUGGAGUUGGAAUUUCUUGCAUUUUUUGAUUCCUAAAUUAUCGAUACGAAGACAAUGGACAUCGAUUUUGAUUGGUUUGAUACAUUGUUUAUUGAUUUUUGUGUUGAUUUAUGGAUUUGUUCUGGAGUUGGGAUUGCAUUCGGAAAGAAAACAACAAUUGAAAAAUGAAAGUAUGCAGAAUCCAUUAGAUGGUAUGGUUUUGUAGGAAAAAAAUGAUGAAGAAAUACUCAUCAUCUUAAAAAUAAUUGAAGUACUGUAAUAUUACUUUUGUGUGCCAGAAAUCGAAAUUAAACUCCCAUCAUAAUUUUCAGGAAAUUCGAAUUAGUCACGUCAUUUUUUCCUUUCAGGAAUCGAGGAAAAAAUCGGAAUUACAAUCAACAAAUUUUAUGAAAUUCCAAAGCUCCCUUCAGAAAUUGAAAACAAAUAUGAGAUUCAGAACUUUGUUUUUCAAAAAAUUGGAUUCCAAACAAUUGACAAUAUAACCAAUUAUGAAAUUAAAAAUGCCAUGAAAAAUUGUCCAAAAUCACUUGAAAGUUUCAAAAAAAUCCAGAAGUAUACAAUCGAAAUAUUAUUAUCGAAACAAUUUUAUAAUGUAAUUACUGAAUUUGAAUAUGAAUUUCAAGCGAGAGAUCUAAGAAGAAUUCAAAUACAUUUGGAAGAUAUAGAAGAAUAUUUUGAAGAAUUGGGACCAUUUGUUAGAAAAACAAGGAUUUUUGUUAAUGAAACUAUUCAUUCGAGAAUUGAGUUCAUAGUAAGUUUUUAGGGAAAAUCAGGAAAAAUUUGGAAAUUCUUUGGAAAAUUUUCUUUGAAUAUAUUUUCCCAUCUGAGUCACCCGUCAAGUUUUUGCUCUCAAAAGUCAUAUAUUUUUCAGACUGAUAAUUCAGCUCGUGGCGUUCACAUAAUAUUUAUCCCAACCGGUCUACUUAUACCAUUAUUCACAUUUUCAAUGCUCAUUAAUUUUGUCUGGCGCAAAUCUAGUCCACCAAAAAUCAUCUGCCAAUUUCAAAAAUCAGUUUUCUACCUGAUUUCAAUUUUAUUGAUUUAUCUAGCGAUUCGCGGAAUUAUUCAAAGCAACAAUUCAGAUUCAUUAUGUGUAUCCGACAAAUCAAUGAGUUUCAGUAUUCCUGUUUUGAACAUCAAUUUCAAUGAUGGUUUGAGAAGCUGUGCAGAACACAAUCAAUAUUUUUUUAACAAUGUAAAAAUGGCCAAAUUCACUUUUCUUGAAAGAUCGUCAAAAGUAUUGAAUUCAUAUUUGCAAGGAUUUUUUGAGAGAAAAUAUGAGCAACUGUCUUUUCUAAAAGAUUUCGAGCAAAAUUCUGAUUGUUUGAAUAAUUCGAAGAUUUCCGAGUAUUUUCGAACUAUUCGACAAUAUCUGAAUUUUAAACUUGAUCGCAAUUUUGCACGAUAUGCAAUUUUAAACUUCUAUAACGGUUCAUUAAAAGUUCUUGAAGAUUCUGUGAAACAAAUUAAUGUAAGUUUUUGUAGACAAGGGGAGACUGCAUCUAAUUGAUCAAAUUUCCAGGUCGCAAUCGAUAUUGCAAAUUUCGAAUGUGAACCAUUGUAUGAUAUAAUAUCAAAGUGUUUUGGAAAUAUUUCGAUAAUCGAAAAUCUGGUUGAAAUGUCAAUUGUUUUGUGUUGUUUAAUUUAUUUGGUGUUGUAUAUUUUGAUGUUAAGAAAAACUGGUAGGUCUCAAUUUUAUGACAAUAUUUAUUGACUAGUUGCUUUCUUUCAAAGACAAGUCGAUAUUUUUGACUAAUUUGAUACUUUUUCAUUUUUCUGCUGUCUCUUGAGGCCGUAAACACACUAAGUCAUGCGAUAAGUUUUAUUGUUAAAACUGUGGUUUAAUAAAAUAAAUAACUCAAAGUUUGCAAACUCGCUUGUCAGCACUUCGUGUAAUUUGCAUAAAACUCACAAUCACAACCCCAAAUUUUCUCAAAAUUACAGAAAAACUCACAUUUCCUCCAGAUUUCCUCGAAAUUCAGAAUCAUUUGACCAAACUUUUCUUGUUCCGGUAUUUCCACCAUUUCUCGGACUAUUUUCCUGUAAUGUAGAAAUUAGCAAACUCUAUAUAAAGUAAACCAAAAGUAAUGAAAUUCAAGAAAGUACAUUUUUCCAGAAAAUACCUUUUUGAGCACAAGUUUUUGUAUAAAACUAUCAAUAAUCAACUAAAACUGUGCUACUUGUGUUAGGAAAAGAAGUGAAUAUGAAUUUAACAACACAAUCCAUUCAAAUUCAUGAAAAAACAACAAAAAAUACGCGAAUGAAAAUUUUUCGAAAAACAAAAACAAGAAAAUAAAAGUAAAAAUGGAAGUGCGCCCCAUUGAUAAAAAUUUCAUGUCUCGCACAAGUGCGCUCUCUCAAAAAUGUGUGUGUUUCGUUGUUGCUAUUUUAUUAUCAGGUUUGGACUUGAUUUGACAUUUCUGAAAAAACACGAACAUUUUAAUUGGAGAAAAAUAAUUGUUUUCAGAUUUAUCGCAAUAUUCGGAAGAUAGACGUCAAACAUGGAUCGAAAAGAUGAACAAAAAUAUCGAUGCAAUGAUAAAUAUUUAUAAUGAGGAGUUAAUAAAUUACAUCGAUCCAAAAGCAACAUCCGAAUAUUUUGAAGCAAAUAUGGAAAAUAAUCGAUAUGACAAUGUUCCAUGCCAAGAUGAAUAUCGUAUUAUUUUACCCGGAUCAAAACAGUAUAUUCAUGCAAAUUAUUUGAAAAUCCCAAAAACUUUAUUGGAUCCAAAUGAACAUCGAGCACUUUAUGGAUAUUUGCGAAAAUAUAUCAUAACUCAAGCACCAAUUUUAUCAACAGUUUCUGAUUUUUGGCAAAUGUGUUGGCAGGAAAAUGUAAAAGUUAUUGUGAUGUUUUGCGAACAAAGUGAAAUGAUUUAUUAUCCAAAACAGAUUGGAGAAUCUUUUGAAUUUCCUGAUAGAGAUAUUCAAGUCAUAUGUCGUGAUAUUCAAAGACAUCCAAUUAAAGGUAGGGUUACAGAAAUUAAAAAAACUCCAAAAAAAUUUUUUGAAGGAGUGGAAUAUCGAAUUUUCGAAUUACGAACUCCGGAAGACACAAAACUCAUUCAACAUUUGUCUAUAAAUUGGUGGAAACAAAAUGAAGCACCAGAAAAUAUUCAUAUAUUUUUGGAUUUGUUUCGUUGGGUAAAUAAAAAAACUCGAAAAUUCAACAUGGAUUCGCCAAUUUUGGUUCAUUCGAUGAAAGGAAUUGGAAGAGCUGGAACAUAUGUUGCAUUUGAUUAUAUUUAUUCGAGAAUUUUUGAGGAUUCUUGUUUUGAUACAUCAAAGUUGAUAAUGGAAUUGAGAAAAUAUCGAUAUGGAUUGGUGGAAAGUUCAGAACAAUUUGUAUUUCUCAAUGUUGCUUUGGUCGAAUUUAUGGCAAUGGUGGGUUUUUUUUGUGGAAAGCAUUUUUGAUUUUUUAUGAAUAAUUUUUUUCUAUAUCUUUAUUUUUUCAGAAAGGAGUUUGUGACACGAAUCUCGGUAUAGAUCUUGUAGAAGAAUACGAAGAAUGGCUGGAAAAUUCGAGUUCCUCCAAAAAAACCGAAAUUUCAAAAGUUUGA